Molecule: messenger RNA, 6704 nt
Organism: Eleginops maclovinus (Patagonian blennie)
Lineage: Eukaryota; Metazoa; Chordata; Actinopteri; Perciformes; Eleginopidae
Gene: atp2a2a
Product: ATPase sarcoplasmic/endoplasmic reticulum Ca2+ transporting 2a
Exons: 20
Coding region: 486-3617 (1043 amino acids)
Biological process (GO): intracellular calcium ion homeostasis; calcium ion transmembrane transport
Cellular component (GO): membrane
Molecular function (GO): ATP binding; ATP hydrolysis activity; P-type calcium transporter activity
Source: RefSeq, a predicted model, not a curated record
CGGAACCACUGUGUUAGCACGGGAUAAAUGUCUCCCAGCGUUUUAUCUUCCUGUCUUUUUUCUCCCCUCGGUUUGAACGUCGCUUCCGCGGCUCGUCCAAUGAUAUGAGUCCACAUGCAGCGCAGUGGAGAGGGGCAGCAGCGAGGUGAUAAAGCCCGGCUGUCAGCACCCAGAGCGGCCACACUCAGGAGCCACGGCACGGCACGGAACGGCAACACACACAGGACUGAACCGGGUGAAUGCAGCCUUUAACACGGGACACUGCUGCACCAUUUCCGGACACAAGAGAGCACUUCCAACGCAGACAGGGACCAGGAGCUCACCACGUUUUGUGCGUUUUUUGUGCGUAAUUGGAAAAAAUAUCACAAGGGAGGGGGGGGACACUAAUCCGUCGAUAUCUAUCCAAGUGGGAAAACUCCUUCUUGUUUCAUUGAACUGCUUUUUCUAAAGAGACCUACAAAGCUGUGCGGGAGCAAGCAGCCGCCAUGGAGAACUCUCACACCAAGAGUGUGGAAGAAGUUUACAGUCAUUUCUGCGUCAACGAGAGCACAGGACUUUCCCUGGACGAGGUGAAGCGACUCAGGGACAAAUGGGGCCUAAACGAGUUACCAGCAGAAGAAGGGAAAUCUUUGAUGGAGCUCGUCCUCGAACAAUUUGAAGAUUUACUUGUUCGAAUUCUUCUGCUGGCUGCUUGUAUAUCUUUUGUGCUGGCCUGGUUUGAGGAGGGCGAGGAAACGAUCACAGCCUUCGUGGAGCCGUUUGUCAUCUUGCUCAUCCUCAUAGCCAACGCCAUCGUCGGGGUGUGGCAGGAGCGCAACGCUGAGGAUGCCAUCGAGGCGCUGAAGGAGUAUGAGCCGGAGAUGGGGAAAGUUUACCGGCAGGACAGGAAGACGGUGCAGAGGAUCAAAGCUCGGGACAUCGUGCCUGGAGACAUCGUGGAGAUCGCAGUUGGAGACAAGGUUCCCGCUGACAUCCGGAUCUGUUCGAUCAAAUCCACGACGCUGAGAGUCGACCAGUCCAUCCUGACCGGUGAAUCCGUGUCCGUCAUCAAACACACCGACCCCGUGCCCGACCCCCGAGCCGUCAACCAGGACAAGAAGAACAUGCUCUUCUCCGGUACUAACAUCGCGGCGGGGAGGGCGGUCGGCGUCGUCGUGGCUACAGGAGUGAACACGGAGAUCGGUAAGAUCCGUGACGAGAUGGCGGCGACGGAGCAGGAGAAGACGCCGCUGCAGCAGAAGCUGGACGAGUUCGGCGAGCAGCUGUCCAAGGUCAUCUCGCUCAUCUGCAUCGCCGUGUGGAUCAUCAACAUCGGGCACUUCAACGACCCGGUGCACGGCGGCUCCUGGAUCCGCGGCGCCGUCUACUACUUCAAGAUCGCCGUGGCGUUGGCCGUGGCCGCCAUCCCCGAGGGUCUGCCCGCCGUCAUCACCACCUGCCUGGCGCUGGGGACGCGCCGCAUGGCCAAGAAGAACGCCAUCGUGCGCAGCCUGCCGUCCGUGGAGACGCUCGGCUGCACCUCCGUCAUCUGCUCCGACAAGACGGGGACGCUCACCACCAACCAGAUGUCUGUGUGCAGAAUGUUCGUUGUGAACAAAGCUGGAGGGGACAGCUGUGAUCUGUCCGAGUUCACCAUCACAGGAUCUACAUACGCACCUGAGGGACAAGUGUUCCACAAUGAUAAACCAGUGAAGUCCUCCCAGUAUGACGCCCUGGUGGAACUGGCUACCAUCUGCGCUCUGUGCAACGACUCCUCUCUGGACUUCAACGAGGUGAAGGGCGUGUACGAGAAGGUGGGCGAGGCCACGGAGACGGCGCUGACCUGUUUGGUGGAGAAGAUGAACGCCUUCGACACGGAAGUCCACAACCUGACGAAGAUCGACCGAGCCAACGCCUGCAACUCCGUGAUCAAGCAGCUGAUGAAGAAGGAGUUCACCCUGGAGUUCUCCAGAGACAGGAAGUCCAUGUCGGUGUACUGCACCCCCAACAAGUCCCGCUCCUCCAUGGGCAAGAUGUUCGUCAAGGGUGCUCCAGAGGGAGUGAUAGAGCGGUGCACGCACGUCAGAGUGGGGAACAGCAAAGUGCCGCUGACCAAAGGCAUCAAGGAGCAGAUCAUGUCUGUGAUCAGAGACUACGGGACGGGCCGCGACACGCUGCGCUGCCUCGCCCUCGCCACCAGGGACAGCCCCCCCCGAGUGGAGGACAUGAACCUGACCGAGACCAUCAAGUUCGCCCAGUACGAGUCCGACCUCACCUUCGUGGGCUGCGUCGGCAUGCUGGACCCCCCCCGACAGGAAGUGGCGGCGUCCAUCAAGCUGUGCCGGCAGGCGGGGAUCCGCGUCAUCAUGAUCACCGGAGACAACAAGGGCACGGCCGUCGCCAUCUGCCGCCGCAUCGGCAUCUUCGGCGAGGAGGACGACGUGGAGGCCAUGGCGUUCACCGGCCGGGAGUUCGACGAGCUGUCGCCGGCCGCUCAGCGCGACGCCGUCACCAACGCUCGCUGCUUCGCCCGCGUCGAGCCGUCGCACAAGUCCAAGAUCGUGGAGUUCCUGCAGGGGAUGGACGAGAUCACCGCCAUGACGGGCGACGGAGUGAACGACGCUCCGGCGCUGAAGAAGGCGGAGAUCGGGAUCGCGAUGGGCUCCGGCACCGCCGUGGCCAAGUCGGCCUCGGAGAUGGUCCUCGCCGACGACAACUUCUCGUCCAUCGUGGCGGCCGUGGAGGAGGGCCGGGCGAUCUACAACAACAUGAAGCAGUUCAUCAGAUACCUCAUCUCCUCCAACGUGGGGGAGGUCGUCUGCAUCUUCCUGACGGCGGCGCUGGGUUUCCCCGAGGCUCUGAUCCCGGUGCAGCUGCUGUGGGUGAACCUGGUGACGGACGGCCUGCCAGCCACCGCGCUGGGCUUCAACCCCCCCGACCUGGACAUCAUGGAGAAGCCCCCCCGCAACGCCAAGGAGGCGCUGAUCUCCGGCUGGCUCUUCUUCAGAUACCUCGCCAUCGGAUGUUAUGUGGGAGCAGCCACGGUUGGAGCCGCUGCCUGGUGGUUCAUCCUCGCUGAAGAAGGACCUCAGAUCUCUCUGUACCAGCUGAGCCACUUCCUGCAGUGCGCCGCUGAUAACCCUGACUUUGAGGGUCUGGACUGCGAGGUGUUCGAGUCUCCGUACCCGAUGACCAUGGCGCUGUCCGUGCUCGUCACCAUCGAGAUGUGCAACGCUCUCAACAGUCUGUCGGAGAACCAGUCUCUGCUCAGGAUGCCUCCCUGGGAGAACGUCUGGCUCCUGGGGGCCAUCUGCCUCUCCAUGUCUCUGCACUUCCUCAUCCUCUACGUGGAGCCACUUCCUGUCAUCUUCCAGAUCACCCCCCUGGACACCACCCAGUGGAUGAUGGUGCUGAAGAUCUCCCUCCCCGUCAUCCUGCUGGACGAACUGCUGAAGUUCGUUGCCAGGAACUACCUGGACUUCGGUAACGAGCGCACGGAGAAGCCGACCCCCCGCUCCGGCUGCUCCCUGUCUGCAUGUGCGGAGGGCAUCUCGUGGCCCUUCGUGUUCGUGUCGCUGCCCCUGGUGCUGUGGAUCUACAGCACCGACACUAACGUGACCGCCAUGCUGUGGCCCUGACUGACUCCACUGUCCCACCCCCGACCCUGAGCACAGUGUGACGUGGACAUUAACACACAUCUAACACACAUACAUAGCGCCUUUUGUAUUUAGGACAUUCUCACCGAUACAUGUUUUUGGGCGGGGUUAUAUUUUAUUAAGGGCUGGGCAACAACCACAAAAAAUGAUCCUAAAAAUUAAAAUCCAAUUUAAACAGAUUAUAGAAAGAAAUAUUCAUUUAGAAAAAUGUUUGCAAAAUUGUUUCUCUACACGUUUGCAUACAAAAAAUAGAGCUAGAAAAAGACAGUUUAAAAGACAAUAGAAAAAAAGGACAUUUUUAAAAAUAUUUCAGCUUUUGUUUUUAACCCCAUUUUACACAAUGUAAUUUUCCUGGGAAAAAGAAUCUGACUUAUUUUUAACUGAGAAUUGAUAGUGUGAGGUUGUGUUGAAUUAUAUUGACCUAGUAAGUACAGAGGAAUAAUGUGAAUUAUAAAUUGACAUCCCUUUUCUGUAAUGCCGUUUUUAAAACCAGGAAAAACCCUUAAAAUGAUCCGAAAUCCAGAUUUUCCGACAGUAUUUUGGUCAUGAUAUAAUAUGUAUUUAUUGCCCAGCCCUAAUGUUAGUUUACCAUCACGCUUCACUCCGUUUGGACCCGUGUUUCAAAGAAAGCCCACCGUGUCGGAGCUGUGUCGAGCUGUACAGAGAAUUUACACUAUUUUAUGAUAAUUAAUAUUUUGUAAUUUUUGGGGAGGGGUGUUUUUGGGGACUUGAAUGCUGGGUGUGAGGAGGAUUUAAAGGACGGUAUAAUUCUAGUUUUUUUGGGGGGCGAAGACGUGAGUACUUUUGCCCCGGCGUUAAUCUAUUUUGAGCUCUUCUACCAUGAGGCGGAGCGCAGCUACCUCAACGCUGUUAGUACCACCAUUAAAACCCAACGAUCAUUUCAUACAACUAUCAUUUAACGUGUUGAGGUAAGCGCCGAUUUGUUUUGCAGCCCUCGAACAUUAUUUUUUAAAAGUAAAUAUAUAUAUAUAUUUCCUUUCUGUUGGAGGACAAAGAUAUGUUACCAGUUUGAUUCCUUUUUGAUAAAGUUGUUAAAUUUGUUUACUUGAAGAAAACAUUCGUCUUGAUUUAAUUUUUUGCAUUUGAAUUAAUCUUAAUAAUGUAUAAUGUGCACAUACUGUACUUGAAUAUGUAAAAAGGCACCAAGAAUCUGUUAGUCUUAUCAACCGAGCACAACACAGAGGAGUCUGUAAAUGUGUACAUAGCACACUGAGUAGAAUCUCUAUAGAUGUGUUGUUGUUGUUGUUGUUGUUGUUAAGAUGCUCCAUCCUUUACAUGAUUUUAUUCAGCGUGUCUUACUCUUCCUGCAUGCCUGCUCCAGUAACACCAGGCCAGUGAGGUGGUUUUUAUAGUCUUAAAGAUAACUGUUGUUUCUUCCAAUGCCUCCCACCUGUUUACCUGCAGAGUGAGUACACUUUGAGCUGCAUGCUAACACGCUCUCAUCUUUACAUCAAACUCUGACUGCAGAAACCCUGAAAGGCAAGAGGGGAAAGCUUUGUUUCUCCACUGUGUUUAUGACUUAAAAACCGGUGAAGAAGCUGUUUUUGCUAGGCUAGUUUUCCUAAAUUAAAAACUGUUUUUCUAAGACUUCCUACAUUUUUAUUUGCCGGGAUAUUUUUAAAUUCCAAUUUAAUUUGUAAAAUGGGAUUUUUAGAAAUAUUUUGACAGGAUUAUAUUUCGAUUUCAAGACAUUUUUUACUUUAUUUGCCGGUUUAUAUUUUUUAUAGUUUGUCCAAGUCUCAAUAUAUUUGUGAAGUUCUUUUUAUUACACUUUUAUUUAUCCAUCAAAACGGCUGCUUUUCUUAUUUCAGGUUUGUUGUUGUAAUGCUCAUCUGAGCCACCAGGGCUCGCCAAAGCCCAUUUAAUAAAAAACAAUUUUAGCAAAUUAUGCAAGGAACCUUUCUUCAAACGUUUUAUCACAGACAUAAAUAAGAAAACAUUAGAGAACAUUCAGGCAAAAAGUCUCUUAAUCCUCUAAAAUGAAUUGUGUACCUAUUUUUAAAUAAAGACACGUAAACACUGGAGGAGAAAACACAUAAGAAAUAAACUGCUAUUUUUCUUUCGCUCUUGCCUCUCCGGGCUUCCGUACAUCGCUCACACUAAGGCAGCAGCAAUGACAGCUUCUCAUGUUUUGAUAGGACUAGCAGUUUUUUUUAAUUAAAUACAUUUGGUAAUGGUACAGAGUUUGCCUUCAAUGUCACCAAGUGCCAGGUACACUGAGUGGAAAUGAGCGGCACAGUGUCUGCUGGUUAUUUCUGACACCAUUACAGGACCUGGUGUUGAUGUCUUCAUUAUUUAUACAUGUCUUCUUUUAGUUGCAUUUGACUUAAUCCUCUGCUUGUCCAUAGCAUGGCCUUAAUAUAUUUUUUAUUAAAACAAGUAUUGAUGAAUUGAAAUGAUUUGCUGCUCAGAUGCUUUGGCCUCUUGUCUCCACUGAUUUCAUUCUUCCUCUUCUUCCUCUUCCUCUUCCUCCACAGCAAAGGCCAAGUAAGCCCACCUCGACUCUAAAUGCCUCGCAGAAACGUGUUUUUCUUUUGUGUUGUGCAUGUGUGUUUUGGGCAGCACAUCUUACAAAGAGCUGCAUGUCAGUCGAUCUGAAGACAAAGAAGCUCAGAAAGUUUAAUUUUUUUAUAGAAGUUCCUCCAUCCUCCUGCAUGCAGAGCCUCAGAGUCCAUCUUUUCUAGACUACUAUCUUAGCGCCGUGUACAGAAACGUGUAGGGUUUCAUUCCACGGUGCAUGCUCGCUCUGCAGCCAUCUGUGUGAUAGACGAUGUAUAGUACUGGUAAAUAGAAUAGACAUUCGUCAGAUAGUACAAAUGUUAAAUAAGCUCAAAGUUCAUCUUUCCUAAGGAAAUACUUUUAUGGAAUAUUUAAACAUAAAACAUCCUCUCUUUUUGUUGCUUUGCACCGAGACGUGCGACGUGUUUGGAUCGUGUUAACGGCAGGCAGUCCUUUUAUUGCCAAACUGCUGUACUGUAUUUACAGAGAUGAUUGUAUCACAUGAACUUUGGUUUCAGGUCAAUAAAACUGUCAUACAUGAAGAGUUUA